Molecule: messenger RNA, 909 nt
Organism: Lathyrus sativus (Indian pea)
Lineage: Eukaryota; Viridiplantae; Streptophyta; Magnoliopsida; Fabales; Fabaceae
Source: the annotation of a GenBank genome assembly
AUGGCGACAAACUCCGGCACCGCCCCGCCACGUCAACUCUCCCAGAAAGAAUCCGACAUCCAGUUGAUGCUGGCAGCGGACGUCCAUCUCGGCACCAAAAACUGCGAUUUUCAAAUGGAGCGCUACAUCUUCAAGCGCCGCAACGAUGGUAUUUAUAUUAUAAACCUUGGAAAGACAUGGGAGAAGCUUCAACUUGCUGCGAGGGUUAUUGUUGCAAUUGAGAACCCUCAAGACAUUAUUGUUCAAUCUGCUAGACCGUAUGGACAGAGAGCUGUUCUCAAAUUUGCUCAGUAUACUGGUGCUCAUGCUAUAGCUGGAAGACACACUCCUGGAACUUUCACCAAUCAGCUUCAAACUUCAUUCAGUGAGCCUCGUCUUCUCAUCCUCACUGAUCCAAGAACUGAUCAUCAGCCAAUUAAAGAAGCAGCUCUUGGGAAUAUUCCCACAAUUGCUUUCUGUGACACUGAUUCUCCUAUGCGAUAUGUUGACAUUGGAAUUCCUGCCAACAACAAAGGGAAGCAUAGCAUAGGUUGUCUCUUUUGGCUUUUGGCUAGGAUGGUGUUGCAGAUGCGUGGUACAAUUCGCCCCGGUCUUAAAUGGGAUGUCAUGGUUGAUCUAUUCUUCUAUAGAGAACCAGAGGAGGCUAAGCAGGAAGAGGAGGAUGAAGUUCCUGCUCCAGAGUAUGCCAUUGCUGACUUCAAUGCAGCUGCUAACCCCAUUGAUGGUCAGUGGCCUGCUGCAAUCGAUCAGUCAUGGUCUGAUGCUACUCCACAACCUAUUCCAGCAGUUCCUGCUGUCAACUGGGCAGCCCCAGAAGCUGUUGCAGGGGACUGGGUUGAAGCUGUUCCACCACCACAACAAACAUCCGUUCCCGGAGUUGAAGCUAUCCAAGCAACUGGCUGGGAAUGA